GCCAUCGCGGGAGUUUAGUUGGCGGCGCGAGCAGGAGUGGACACAAAGACGUUUGUUACGAGGAGAAAAUGAGGCGUUCACUAAAUUUCCAACAACUAUUUCAGUUGUUUUAUGGAGAGGCAGACGCAGAUGGUGAGCCUCUCUCAUCUUCAUCGUCCGAGGAAGAGAGUGGCGCUGAGGAUGAUGAGGUGACUGACCCGUCUUUUCUCACCAGCGACGAGAGGUAUGAGGAAAAUGGACCAUCUCCACACAGGACUACCCAGAGAGGGCGUGGGAGGAGGAGUCAGACGAGGUCCAGAUCUCCACAAGCUCAGUCACACCAUUGCUUGGAACCCUGGAGAACCAGAAACAACUCUGACACUACCCCACAAAUCAGCCGGUUCAUGCCACGGAGAACACCAGGAGCCCAGGUGGACACCCAUGCAGCCAGUUCACCCCUGGACCUGUUCCAGCUGUACUUCUCCCCAACCACAGUGCUAACCCUCUGCACAAACACCAACAAGUAUGCAGCAAAAAACAAAGAAAGGGGGAAGAAGUACAAAUGGGCAGAUGUUGAAGUGGAGGAGCUCUACAAGUUCCUUGGGCUCCUUACAUACACAUUGCUGGUGUCACUGCCGAGUAUCACCGACUACUGGAAGCAGAACACAAUCACAUCUGUGCCGUUUCCAGCUACUGUGAUGGCGAGGGACAGAUUCAGGGCUCUGCUUUGGAACAUCCACCCCAGUGAUCCAGAGGAAGCCAAAAAGAAUGAUGAGAAGAAAGGAACACAGGCAUAUGACCAGAUGUUCAAGAUCAAGCCCCUCAUCAACGACAUCCUCGGUGCCUGCAAGGCUCAUAAUCACCCUAGGAAGGAAAUGGAUGUUGAUGAUAGAAUGAUGUCCACCAAGGAAAAAACCGGCACGACCCAGUUCAUGAAGGACAAACCCAGUCAUCCCCACAACAAGAAAAUGGGUGGGGUUGACGUGUCCUACCAGCUGCUCCAGUACUAUUCUACCAACCGCAGAACCACACGCUGGUACCGCACCCUCUUUUUGCACCUUGUGGACAUUGCCACCACAAAUGCCUACAUUCUGCACUGUGACAUCAGCGCCUCAAAUCAGGUGGAACCCAUGUCCCACAAGGACUUCUUAAUUGAACUGGUGUCCCAGCUGUGUGGGCUGGACAGCACAGGCAUGCCCACCAGGAGGAGUGCUGACCACAUUUCUGUUGCCAUUGCCAUGGUAACAGAUGCCAGCAUGAAAGCCACACAAGGCCGCAGGAUUUGCCAACACUGCCACCAGGUGGACAAAAAGAGACAUCUCACUCCCUGGAAGUGCCAGUCCUGUGAUGUGGCUCUGUGUCUCAUUGUGGACAGAAACUGCUUUGCGGAGUGGCAUAGAUAAAUCUGUGCUCCACUGUGUAAAGUUAUGAUUGUAAAUAGUUUAUCACAUUUAAAUUUUACCUGUUUUUGCAAAUAGUCUGACAAGGAUAAAAAUUCCAAUAAAUAUACAUAUAUUUUAUGGGAAAUAUGUGUACAUAGUUUUACUAUAUUUCAGUUUUACCAUUAUAUGUUCAUAUUUGCAACCUAUGUUUACCUUUUUAAGCUCCAAAACAGUUCUUUGAGCAUGUUUGUGGCAUUUAUUGUAAUAGUAAUUCUUUCAGUUCAAAUUUGAUGAUUUUUGUGUAUUUUUGGGCCCAAUGUUUUAGUAAAGUAGGUGAAGGUGAAAAAAUAAUAAUCAGAUCACAUGCAGUUGAGGACAAAAUUAUUAGCCUCCCUGUGAAAUUUUGUUUUUUUUCAAGAUUCUCCCAAGUGUUUAUAACACAGCAAGGAAUUUCAUAGCAUUUUUUUAAAAAACAUAUUAGUUAUCUUUUCAUUUCUGUGUGCAAAGUGAAAUACUUUCAGCAUCCAAAAUAAAAUAGUAAUAA
Messenger RNA from Cheilinus undulatus (humphead wrasse), 1905 nucleotides. RefSeq names its product piggyBac transposable element-derived protein 4-like. Bases 69 to 1382 code for a protein of 437 amino acids. The record is from RefSeq and is a predicted model, not a curated record. NCBI's taxonomy places the organism in Eukaryota, Metazoa, Chordata, Actinopteri, Labriformes, Labridae. The transcript is spliced from 2 exons.